AUGGCUACGGACUCGAUCGACUUGCAGGAGAUCUACCAGUUCGCGAUCCAGCUCGCCAAAGACGCGGGGCGGCUCAUACUCGAGGGGUCGAGCAAGCGGACCCAGUCCGCGGCGACGACGCAAGACCCAGACACCAAGAAGAACCGGGUAGACCUCGUAACGGAGACGGACCAGGCCGUCGAGGCGUUCAUCAAGCGUUCGAUCGCCGACAAGUACCCCUCCUUCAAGUUCAUUGGCGAGGAGAGCUUUGCGGGAGGCGAGCGUGUCGACUUGACGGACGAGCCGACGUUCAUAGUCGACCCUAUCGACGGCACUACCAACUUUGUUCACGCGAUCGAUUUCGUCUGCUGCAGCAUCGGCUUCACGUACAAGCAGGAGCCGGUCAUCGGCGUCAUCUACAACCCCUUCCUCGACAAGCUCUACUCCGCCCUGCAAGGUCACGGUGCCUACCUGAAUCAAACUACUCGCCUUCCGCUCACGCACCCAAACCCUCCGCCCCUUCCUUCGCUCGGCGACGCCGUCAUUGGCGUCGAGUGGGGAUCGGACCGGAGCAAGGCGGUCAUCGAGAAGAAGGGCCGGACAUACAUGAAGCUUGCGGGAGACGGGAAGGAGGUUGAAGGCGGAGUCAUGGCGCACUCGCUGAGGAGUAUCGGAUCCGCCGCUCUCAACUACUCGAUGGUCGCCGCUGGCCAGCUUGACCUGUACUGGGAGAUCGGCUGCUGGAGCUGGGACGUCUGCGCCGGUACGAUCAUUGCACGGGAAGCAGGUGGCAAGGUCUAUGGCAAAGGCGGCAAGCCCUGGCAACCUCAAGACCUCAUGGGUCACCACUUCUUGGUUGUUCGUGCGAUUGCGGACACGCCGGGCGGAGAGACGGGCGAGCAGGCGCAGGACCGGAUCGCGAAGGAGUUCUUCCAGGUCGCCGAGGAGUGGGAUGUCUAG
This is a messenger RNA of Rhodotorula toruloides NP11, 939 nucleotides long. Its product is annotated as myo-inositol-1(or 4)-monophosphatase. The record is from RefSeq and is a predicted model, not a curated record. NCBI's taxonomy places the organism in Eukaryota, Fungi, Basidiomycota, Microbotryomycetes, Sporidiobolales, Sporidiobolaceae. Gene Ontology annotation, biological process: signal transduction; phosphatidylinositol phosphate biosynthetic process; inositol metabolic process. Bases 1 to 939 code for a protein of 312 amino acids. Gene Ontology annotation, molecular function: inositol monophosphate 1-phosphatase activity. The transcript is spliced from 7 exons.